Messenger RNA from Epinephelus moara (kelp grouper), 408 nucleotides. Its product is annotated as heat shock cognate 71 kDa protein-like. NCBI's taxonomy places the organism in Eukaryota, Metazoa, Chordata, Actinopteri, Perciformes, Serranidae. Bases 1 to 408 code for a protein of 135 amino acids. Gene Ontology annotation, cellular component: cytoplasm; cytosol; nucleus. Gene Ontology annotation, molecular function: ATP-dependent protein folding chaperone; ATP binding; heat shock protein binding. Gene Ontology annotation, biological process: protein refolding; vesicle-mediated transport; cellular response to unfolded protein. The record is from RefSeq and is a predicted model, not a curated record. The transcript has 3 exons.
AUGAGCCGGAUUCGAACCCGUGGCCGCUGCAGCGAGCUGCUAAUAAAACACCUGGACUCCGCCUACUCACUGACCGUCAGCACAGAUCAUCUAACAUUUGAUAUUGAUGCCAAUGGUAUCAUGAAUGUCUCUGCUGUAGACAAGAGCACUGGCAAGGAGAACAAGAUCACCAUCACUAAUGACAAGGGUCGUCUCAGCAAGGAGGACAUUGAACGCAUGGUCCAGGAAGCUGAGAAGUACAAGGCUGAAGACGAUGUCCAGCAUGACAAGGUGUCUGCUAAGAACAGCCUGGAGUCGUACGCUUUCAACAUGAAGUCGACUGUGGAGGAUGAAAAACUUGCUGGCAAGAUAAGUGAAGACGACAAGCACAAGUUACUAUUUACUAUUGUAAUAGCAUUGAAUACAUAA